AUGAGUAACUCAGGAGCCCGGCCACAUGGCCGUCCGCCUGGAUCAACAUCUUAUACAUCUACUUCACAACCAAUAAACACCACCACUACUUCUCCUUCUUCUUCUUCUUCUUCGGCAUCUUCAUCAUCCUCUCCUUUAGAAUCUUUAGCAUCAACACCUCUUGCUUCACAGCAACAACACACACUUUUACCUUCAACUCUUAUGGCCUCCAUUCCAUUUGAUUCAAAGUAUGCACGAUCUGUUGUGCAGACACAUCUGGUAUUCCAGAAAUGGUUCACGCAGUACACUCAACUCCAUCCUUCCAGAGUUACAGACAUGUACGCAGAAGUGGCACAUAGGCGGAUUGAAAAGCUGUUUGAAGAAAUGAAUUUGACAACAAAAACAGAAACAGAAACAGUGAACCCUCAUACAACAUCAACAUCAACAUCAAGAUCAAGAUCAACAUCAACAGAACCGGCAUCGGAACCACCUAAAAAACCAACAAAAUUGGAGGACUCUAAAACAGUGAUGAGUGUCGAGGAAAGAAAGAAAAUUAUAGAAGAAUAUCAACAGAAACAAAAACAACAGCACCAGAAUCAACAAGAACAACAGAAUAUGGCUCUCAUACAAAGCAAAAGAAGUGAAGAACAGAAAGAUGAGAAACCAGAUAUUAGAGAAUUGCAGCUUAUGUUGAGAGAUAAUGAUAUACCUGAGACUAUGGAAGAAGAAGAACAUGAAGAACAUGAAGAACAUGAAGAAGAGGAAGAAGAAAUUAAUAUCAAAAAAGAGAUAAUACCAUCGACAAUGGCAAUGGUUCCAGUGGCAAAUACAGUCACUACUAUGGAAACUGUCCCUGUUUCUGUUCCUGCCAUAGAGUCACAACCUUUCAAAGCCAUUGAACCUGCAAGAAAACCAGCUUCUGAAAAAGAACUACAGAUUAAACAGGAACCAAAAGACGAUAACAUUCUUGCAAUUAUGCCCAAUUUAGAGUCUACAGUGGCGGCACCCGAACAAGAAAGGGAGGAAGAGAAUGGCACUGGAGCAUAUAACGAACAGGAUACUACCAUUGAAUCUGCAACAGCGACGCCAAAUAUAGGAGACUCUGAAUCAGAAGCUGUGGACAAAGCAAUACAUGAGAAAGAUGUCGCAGAGCAAUCUUCAGAACCCGAAUUGCAACAGGAGCAUGACAGACCUGUUUCCAGACCACGUGGUCGCCCUCGCAAAACUCAACAGCACGAUAAUGCGCCAUCAAUGGCGCUUGUGCCAGUAGCUGCUUCAAGUACUCCGGUCCUAGAGGAUAAUAGUGUGAGAGCAAUUACGCGCAAUGCGUUUAAAACAAUUUUACAACAACAUGCUGCGCAACAGCUGCAGUUGCAAAAGGAAAAAGAAAAGGAAAAGGAAAAGGAAAAGGAAAAAAAAGAAGUAAAUGGACACAAAGAAACAGAAAUGGUGGAGCAUCAGGAUAGUGUAUUGGAGCUUGAGAAUGUAAAAAACACAGCUGAUGAAGGUACAGAGUUGGAACCGCCGCAAGAGCCAUCAUUAGAACCUAUACCAGAAUCCUUGCCAGAAACUGUUCCAGUAUCAAUACCAACAACUGCACCCGUGCAAAUCCCAGUAAUACCAGCAGAUCAACCUAAUAUCACUACCGACAACAAUGACGAUACAAGUGUCCGGAUCAAAGAACCCACUACGGGCUCUCAACCACAGCCAGCAAUUGCUGAAACAGAUACUCGGCCGGUUUUGGAAUUACCUCCAUGGUUGUCGCCGAAAUCCAAGUCGACAAAGUCCGAUGACAAAAUUGCAGAAAAAAUUGCAGAAAAAACUCAAAAAAUUCAAAAAACAUACAACAUUAAUCCCCCAAUUACUCAGGUCAUUUAUUUGACUUCAAAAGUAUCGCCAUUGACACCGGAAGAACGCCACCUCUAUUAUAACCUGCCAUUACCUCCCUCACCACUUCCUUCUUCACCAGAACAAGUUACCCGCGACACAAUUACACGGCCAAUUUCAAUCAAUGAGUUUUUCGAAUAUAUAGCAUCAAUGUCGCUCGAACGCAAAAAGGCACUAAAACUGCGCCGGGCCAUUGAGUUAUCUGGACGAGACUCUUCGGGAACUAGGCCUACGUCGUACUCAUGGUUCAAGUUUACAUACCCUAAAUGUCACAUUGAUGUGGCCCUAGACCCGGCCAAAAUGUUUGCGCAUGGACGUAACCAAGAACGCCGCGAAAAGGUCGAAGCCAUACUGACAACUUUACAUGCACGCCGCUGGUCGGCGCGUCAUUCUGCUGAAGGCCGCAAUUCCAUGGCCCAAGCUUACAAAGUCCAGCGUCAGUUUGCUAAAGAUACAGGUGUGUCUUACAAACAAUUAGCAGAGGCUGCACAUCCCAUGCCACGGCUUUACAAAAACAAGCUUCCACAGGAGUUUAUCGAAAAGGAACAACAGUUGCUGGCAACUGAGACUGCUAUGGCUUUACAGAAACAAUACUUCAGAGCACAAUGGAUGCUAGAGCAAGUCAACAUACAGGUUCUUGGAGGGUCCGACGUUACGUUUAAUAAAGCUGAUGGUAACAAAACUUCAGGCAAACAAACACAGAAACAGAAACAGAAAAAUCGUGGAUUAUAUGGACGUGCACUCAUGCUACACACGGCUGGGCCUGAAGCUACCUCGUUGACUGCUCCGGGAGUUUACAGCACUUACGGGGCACGGUUUGGGAUUCAUGCGGAACUGGGAAGACCACAAUACACAGCACUCAACUAUGUGACUGCGAAGGAAAAUUAUUAUGCCCCAGGUGAAGUUUUCGAUUCAUUGACAGAGCAAGAGGCAGCCAAAGAUAACAAUGAAGACAACGCCAUUUCUUCACCAACAUCCGUCUCAGCGCUUACAAAACAUAUUAAAGAGAAUUGUCCACAUCUUUCACAAUUACCACCGAUCCACCAGUUCCCGUUUCUGCUUCGAAAUCUUCCUGAAGGUAAAGUUCGGACAGAUGCAGUAGCAGAUUGCGAGAUAAUGGCUAGCAUUCCGUUUUCAGAUGAAACUGACAAUGAAGAGCAACAAGAGGAUGAAACUGAUGAAUUGCAACCUGAAACAACAUUGACUGCUGAUGCUACUGAUGCUGCUGCAGAAGAUGAGUCGGCUGAAUUGCAGCCUGAAGAAGAGAAACAAGCUGGAUCUAAAGGUGCCGACCUGCAGGGUCCUACGAAACGCAAACGUGACAAUGCCGAAGAUACAGCCGAUAACAAGCAGACCAAACCCAAACGAAAGUAUCGCCGCCGUAAGAAAUUCUUUUACUAA
Molecule: messenger RNA, 3267 nt
Organism: Magnusiomyces paraingens
Lineage: Eukaryota; Fungi; Ascomycota; Dipodascomycetes; Dipodascales; Dipodascaceae
Exons: 1
Coding region: 1-3267 (1088 amino acids)
Source: RefSeq, a predicted model, not a curated record